This is a messenger RNA of Phytophthora nicotianae INRA-310, 803 nucleotides long. RefSeq lists its product as hypothetical. NCBI's taxonomy places the organism in Eukaryota, Oomycota, Peronosporomycetes, Peronosporales, Peronosporaceae. The transcript has a single exon. The record is from RefSeq and is a predicted model, not a curated record. The coding region runs from base 49 to 651 and encodes 200 amino acids.
UUAUGGUGUUGUGACUGGGCUGAAGCAAAUUCGCAAGUGACAGACUUGAUGCAUUACCGCACUCAGCGCGUCUCCCGCCAACUCGACAUUUCCAAUCUGGAAGUUGAGAUUUUUGGCGCGAGCUCCGGUAAUUUAUUCUUUUUCUUCCAUUGUUCGAAGAGACAUCUCGAGAACUCAAUGACGACGGAGACGCCUACGAUCAAGAGCCUGGCCGCAGUGCGAGUGCUGUCGCUGCGGUCUGUUCUCCCAAACUACCGAGCGCAAGGAGGUCUCUGGGAGAAGAUCUUUGGGUUUGCCAAAACUCAUGACGUCGUGGUCACUGGAGCAACAUUUGCCAUCAAUUACACUAAAGACGACAGACAAACCGACGUGGAGGUGGAAGUCUGUCUCCCCAUAGCGGACGACGCUCAAAUCCCGGAAGAAGCGCCUUUCAGCGUUCGCGAGGUGCCUGCAGUGGAUCGAGCUGCUGUCAUGGUGUACACUGGACCUUGUGAGGGGUACAUGUCCGCGUACCAGACGUUUUUCGGUUGGAUCCAUUCCGGGAAGCUCACACCUGCUGGGCCUUCACGUGAGGUAUACGUGAAGAGACCGACUGGCAACGAAGAGGAAGACCAGGACAGCGUGACGGAAAUCCAACUGCCUGUUGCCUAAAAAGAUCCUUUGAUCUGUGGACGCAAUUGAGAGAAAAAUACUUUGAAUCGAAGGACAUUUCGCUACUUAACUCAAUAUACGUUUGGUCUUAAGCCUUGGAGAAGAGGAGUGCUCUUUUCUCAGCCUAUAGGCUGCUGGAUCUCCGUCACGAA